AGAGAAACGCUUAAACUUUUGCUUUAGUUGUUGCAGUAGUAGCAAAACUGAAUUUCUCCUAUACUAGUCUUUUUCAAAAAAUCAACACUAAAGUAUUCCGAUUAUAGUGUUUAGUUAAGUGCGUUCGUUGCGGAAUGGUCUAAACGUUCAAGUUGUAUCAAUGGAAGGCGAUAAGCUGCUGAUGGCAGCGGGUGUAACCGCUGCCGUUGUAGUGGGUGCCUUUGUUUUCUGGGGCCCCUCUGGUUCCUCUAGACUGCGUCAGAGACGUGGCCAAAUUGCCGGAUUGCAUAAUUUCGGGAAAACUUGUUUCCUCAACACCUUGUUGCAAGCUUUAGCAGCCUGUCCGCAGUUUAUUGCGUGGCUUCAGCUCCACAAUACCAAAGACAAGAAAAGCUUAGUCAGCUCACUGCAGAAUGUCCUGGAAGUGGUGAACGGGACGCAUCCUACCCUUCGUGGUGACCCGUACUCUCCGGGGGCGGUAAUCAGAGCUCUCCAUUCGUUGGGCUGGGUUAUUCCGCCGGAUGAGCACGAUACUCACGAGCUUCUUCACGUGCUAUUGAACUCACUAGAGGAGGAAGUGACAAAGCCGAAGAAGAUUGGAUGCCUUUCGGACGCACUUGGCGAGUUGGAACUGCAGUCGAUUAUGCCUCCUGCUCGUCCCUCAAGUGCGAUGCUCUCGGACUUCUGCAAUGCCGAAUAUGACGAAUCCACCAAUUUAACGCGGUUUACUCGAUCAGAGGCGCACACUCCGGAUUCUCCUCAUUCAACCUGUACAGAAACUGAGGAUUCAAUGGCAGUACAGGAUGGAUCUAUGAUGGAUUGUGCUGGCUCGCCGCCAUCGAUUAUUUCCACCUUUUCGGGUCGUCCUAGUCGACCGCGAUCUAUCUUGGCCACCGAAAUGACUGGAAACGGCGCACUGAGUAAAAGAUCUUCGGGAUCGUGUAGGUCGCUUGAACGGUUGACGCGCGGACCAGGGCGGGUUUCUGUUUGGGGCGAUCGACAGCAGAUACAGGUACCGCAUCCAUUUCGAGGAGGUCUCAGUAGCCAGCUAUGCUGUUCCGGGUGCGGCUACAAAUCCGUCGUUCGAUACGAUAAGUUUGAUAGUAUAACUUUGUCUCUUCCGGAAGCUAAAAAUCCAGGAAUUUCAAUCGGCAAUCUGCUGACGGAAUUUAUACAACCGGAGACGUUGAACGGCGUUCAGUGCGAGUCCUGUAAUGAAACAACUACCCACACGAAAACGCUUACUUUCAGUAAACUACCACCUUGUUUGUGCAUUCACAUCGCUCGCACAACGUGGCUCGCAUCCGGGCAUGCCUAUAAACGGCAAGAUUUCGUUCAUUUUCCGGAAACCCUUUCGAUGGCUCCCUACAGCUUCGUACAGCCUAGUUUGAACAGUGCCAUGAGCACUCCCUGGGGAUCCACUAUGUCUCUGUACUCUGCCAGUCUGGGAGCGGCAGCUUACGAGGCGACUGUCGGCGGAGGUAUCGAGCAGUCUACCCCAGUCGGUUCGGUCGGUAGUGCAUUCAACUUCGGUUCGUACACAUUUAGUGCAAUGUUUCCGAAAAACCUGUACCGUUUACUAGCGGUAAUCGUGCAUUCAGGUGAAGCCAACAGUGGCCAUUUCGUCACGUACAGACGGGGUGCGCUGCGGAACUCUCACAAGUGGUACUAUACUUCGGACACCGUUGUGAAGGAGGUUUCCAUCGAGGAAGUGUUAAGCAGUUCGGCGUAUAUGCUAUUUUACGAUCGUGGGCUUUCGUCCAAGUACAAUCAAUCAGGUGGCGGAGUUGGACCAUCUGGGAGUGGACAGUAAAAAGGUACUGCGAAAGUCGACAUCUAGAUAAGAGCAAAGCUUAAUCAAAAAACAAGCCAGUGGAAACGUGCUCGUAUACACUGUGUAUUUGGAUUCGUAGUAAGUAGUUUUGCGGUUAAACUAUAUUGAUAUUUCAGAGAUAGCCUGUAGAUUUCGAACCGAUUCCUACAAAUGAAAAAUCUUGCAACUGUAAGAUUGCAACGAACUAACACAAGAGUGUAUAUUCUACCUUGAUAUUUUUUUAAAUAAGAGCAUCCGGGGUGCUACCCCGUAUUUAAGUUUUUUUUAAGACUAGCAUUAAUGUAACAGCCAACUUCAAAUGUUACUGAAUGUAGAAGAGAGAUUGGUUUUGUUGAUACGGUCGUAAAUAAGAGCAAGGAUGUAUAUAAUAUUUCGAAUGUUUCUUUCCCGAACUUUUAAGUACAUUUUAUGAGUUGUGAAUGUUUUUCGAGAAAACUUCAAAUUUUUAAAUUUUAUUUUCGUUUAUAAAUCGAUAAACGCUACCAGUGGGGAACAAUUGUAAAACACAACUUGCGUGUUACUUUUUACCUACAUUUUUUUCAAUUUGAGAAAACUUAAUGUUAUUUAAUGUCAGUGGAUAAAUUUCUUCUAACAAUUCGCCACUUGCGUUUCGGAUCUCCGAUUUGGUAUCACAAAACAAAAACACGAAUGUACAGCCGAUCAGAUUCAAUCGAAAUCUUAUAUAGUAUUGAAGAAACAUCCUUGAUAAUCUAAUACAUUAUUGUAUAAAGUAUUGUACUUAGUUUCGGUUAUUCUUGUACACCUGGAUCCAAAGAUUAGCAACACAGAUUUUGCACAUCUGUAAGUAGUCAGUUUCGUACGUUGUACGUUGCAUAUUUGAUUUCAUCUUAUCAGAGCUUUUUCUGCAGCUGAUAUAGGUUUCGUAUAGUUUCCUUUGUGUUGUUCAAAAUAAAAAUCUACAUAAUUAUAUUUGCCAGCAAUGGCAACAUGUAAAUCAAACCAACGAACUAUUUUGAAAGGCUCAAACGCGAGAACAACAACCAACAAUCCGAGCGCGAGAUAGUCUGAAUCGACUGCGAAAUUAAAACUUGCUGCGGCUACCUUACAAAAACAACUGCGAUAUGGAUUUUGAACAGAACUCAGAUGGCAGCGGUGCCAUGUAUGAAGCAUACCACUAGAUUAAGUCUUUUACUGUAAACAUAUUUGAACUCGGAGAAAAAUAGGUUUUUAACCAUGUUGCUUAGCUUGUGUUGGAAAAAUUAAUAGUUUAUAUAAACUCAUUCACCCCUGGCUGUGUAAAACUGCUCUCAACUUUUUCGUACCGCAUUUCAUUUGAAAUCGUACUGAAUCGAAUGCAUUUGUCUUAGAACUAAAAACCGAUCGAUAAUUAUUGCACUCACUUAAUAUCAGUCCUAUUCGUGCUAUCUACUGCAUUUAAGUCCGUGUUGUAACACAGUAGCGCAAAACCAAUACUAUUAUUGUUAAAUGCGAAACACCGGCAGUGAAAGUUUAUAUAGUAAUCUAUUGAAGUAUGGCAAAAACACGAAAGAAAUGUGCUUGAAUGUCUCAAAAAUAAAUGUUAUUAAUGAGUUA
This is a messenger RNA of Wyeomyia smithii (pitcher-plant mosquito), 3388 nucleotides long. It is a transcript of the gene Usp30, whose product is annotated as ubiquitin carboxyl-terminal hydrolase 30 homolog. Gene Ontology annotation, cellular component: nucleus; cytosol. Gene Ontology annotation, biological process: protein deubiquitination. Bases 161 to 1813 code for a protein of 550 amino acids. Lineage: Eukaryota; Metazoa; Arthropoda; Insecta; Diptera; Culicidae. Gene Ontology annotation, molecular function: cysteine-type endopeptidase activity; cysteine-type deubiquitinase activity. The record is from RefSeq and is a predicted model, not a curated record. The transcript is spliced from 3 exons.